AUGAGGACUAAAUGUGGAAUUGGUGCAAAACUCGGAGGACCAAAAGUGGAAUUUCUUCGAUGGAAUCACAAGAACCCUUUGAGUUUACGAAUACCAGGCAGUCUGCUAGUUACCCCAUACCCCAAUUGAAUAUGAACCAAUUUAAUCCUCUUCCCACUUACACCAUGCCAUCACACAAUCUGAAUACUUUCAGUCCACCUUCUGGUUACUCUAUCCCAUCUCACAAUAUGAACCAAUUCACUCCACCCAUCUAUCAUGUUGAUCCAAAAAAUGGAACUUUUCCAUUGCAUUUUGAGCAGAAUAACUCACAUGGAUUCUCCUACCAAGAAUUGUUGAAUGCACCCAUUAUGACCUCUCCAAUUUGUGAGACCACCAAGGCAUCAAAAAAGAGAGUCAAGGACACAAAAAACCCUGACAUUUCUCAACCUUCUACUCCUCAACCUUCCAUUCUUAGAAAGGAUUGGUCUAUUGAAGAGGAAGUUGCACUAACAGAGGCAUGGCUAAAUGUUUCUGUGGAUGCUGAUGUGGGUAAUAAUCAGAAAAAUGCUGCCAUGUGGAACCGUGUCUUAGAAGUUUGGAAGGAAAAAAUGGGGCCAGAUCACAAGAUAGCAAGAAACAACAAUAGCAUGCAAUGCCAUUGGCACCUAAUACGAUCUACAGUAAGUAAAUUUGUCGCAAAGUAUGAGCAGUUGGAACGUUGCUCACGAAGUGGUACAAAUAAGGAGGACUUGGUGAUAAAAGCACUACGCUUGUAUGAAGAUUUUUAUGCAACUCCAU
Molecule: messenger RNA, 777 nt
Organism: Cuscuta epithymum
Lineage: Eukaryota; Viridiplantae; Streptophyta; Magnoliopsida; Solanales; Convolvulaceae
Source: the annotation of a GenBank genome assembly